Molecule: messenger RNA, 1712 nt
Organism: Cucumis melo (muskmelon)
Lineage: Eukaryota; Viridiplantae; Streptophyta; Magnoliopsida; Cucurbitales; Cucurbitaceae
Product: probable E3 ubiquitin-protein ligase BAH1-like 1
Exons: 6
Coding region: 388-1380 (330 amino acids)
Source: RefSeq, a predicted model, not a curated record
UUUUACACUUACACCAUACAAAUGUUUUCUUAGCCUUUUUGUGAAAUCUCAUGGAUGAUGAUGAAUCGAUGAUGAUCAGAAUCAAAAAUAAUUUCGUAAUUUCUUAUUAAAAACCUGAAUCUAUCUCAGUUUCUCCAUUCGUUUCCAAAAUUCUCUUUCGAUUUAGUUCACAUUCUCUUAGAUUACGAUAGAUUUUCCACUUCAUUCUUGGAGAAAAAUAUCUGAAUCUUUUGUUGUUGGGAUUGUCGAAAUCUAAUCGAUUUAAAGAAGCAGCGAUUUCCGCCGGUGGAUUAUCGGCAUUUGUUAUUGUUCGGGGAAUAAAGGUGAUUUGUUGAGGGAAAUUAGAGCGACGAAGCUGAGAGAUCGAGUGGAUUAUCGAGGAAGAAGAUGAAGUUCUGCAAAAAGUAUGAGGAGUAUUUGCGAGGUCAGGAGAAGAAACUGAAACUACCUGGAUUUCACUUCAAACGGCUUAAGAAGAUUCUGAAGAAUUGUAGCAGAGAUUUUCAAUCUCGACACCGUCAUGGCGAUGGCGCUUGCUACGCCGUCGCCAUUCACAGCUGUCCGGAUCAGUGUUCAGUGUGCGAUGGGACUUUCUUCCCUUUCCUUCUCAAUGAAAUGUCUGCAAUAGUAGGAGGUUUUAAUCAGCGAGCACAAAAAUUGCUUGAACUGCACCUUGCUUCUGGCUUUAGAAAGUAUCUCCUAUGGUUCAAAGGCAAACUGGAAAGCGAUCAUGCUGUCUUAGUUCAAGAAGGGAAAGAACUGGUUAAUUAUGCAUUGAUGAACGCCAUUGCAGUUAGGAAGAUCUUGAAGAAAUAUGACAAGAUUCAUUACUCCAAGCAAGGGCAAACCUUUAAGUCACAAGCUCAGAGUAAGCAUAUCGAGAUCCUUCAGUCACCAUGGCUAUCAGAGCUUAUAGCAUUCCACAUUAACCUGAAGGAGACAAAGCAUAAAUCUAAGAGGAUCUCUUCGGCAUUUGAGGAAUGUUCCCUUGCAAUUACUGAUGGAAAACCAUCACUUACUUGCGAGCUCUUCGAUUCAGUCAAACUUGAUAUCGACUUGACAUGUUCCAUAUGUUUGGAAAUAGUAUUUGAUCCCGUUUCUCUCACUUGCGGCCAUAUAUUUUGCUACAUGUGUGCUUGUUCGGCAGCUUCAGUAACCAUAGUUGAUGGGCUAAAGUCUGCUAAUCCAAAAGCGAAGUGCCCACUCUGCCGCGAGGCAAGAGUAUAUGAAGGUGCUGUACAUUUGGAAGAGCUUAAUAUUCUAUUAAGUCGAAGCUGCCCUGAAUACUGGGAAAAACGACUCCAAACAGAGAGAGCAGAGAGGGUCCAGCAAGCAAAGGAGCACUGGGAAUCCAUAUCUCGAGCAUUCAUGGGAAUGUAGAUUUUUAAUUCAUUGCAUUUUCUUGAUGAAAACUGUUAAAUAUUAUUUCUUUCUAGAAUUUUUACAGUUGCUGAUGUCAAAGUUCCUGCAGGCUGAUCCCUUUCGCAGAAUUUAAGUAUUGUUAAAACUCUUCUUUUUUUAGUCCUUUGGGUGGUAGAUAGUAUAUGUGUUUUCAAUUAAGCUUAGUUUUUACCGUUUGUAAAAUCCAACCCACUAGGUUUCAACAUACACAGUUUCUCUUAUGGUGUAAACUUGGAUUUAUUAUUCUUCUUUCAUAAUCUUUCAUUUUGGUGUAAUUUCUAUGCUUUAUAAGAGAGCUAAAUAUUAUGAAA